Molecule: messenger RNA, 837 nt
Organism: Thunnus maccoyii (southern bluefin tuna)
Lineage: Eukaryota; Metazoa; Chordata; Actinopteri; Scombriformes; Scombridae
Gene: ventx
Product: ventral expressed homeobox
Exons: 3
Coding region: 49-654 (201 amino acids)
Biological process (GO): regulation of transcription by RNA polymerase II; cell differentiation
Cellular component (GO): nucleus
Molecular function (GO): DNA-binding transcription factor activity, RNA polymerase II-specific; RNA polymerase II cis-regulatory region sequence-specific DNA binding
Source: RefSeq, a predicted model, not a curated record
GUAACACACAAACAAACACACACCUUGAGACUACUGCUUGGAUACAUCAUGGCAAACUUCUCUGUGGAGUGGCUUUCCCAAAGUUAUUAUACAACGCAAAGGGACACUGAGGAGAUGACUCCAAAGAAGGAUGCUGCGCUUUAUUCAAAAGUCCAUAAUGAAAUUGUGGAUUUUACAAAGGAAUCAAGAAGCCAAUACUCUCCGACCUCGCCAAACAAUAGUUGUGGCUACACAUCAGGGUCUGAGAGUGAGGUUGGAGACGACAGCGAGGGGGAAGCAACCCAGCAGCGAAGGAUGAGGACCAAGUUCACCUCAGAGCAAAUCAGCAAACUGGAGAAUACCUUCAGCAAGCACAAAUAUUUGGGCGCCACGCAGAGAAGGAAGCUUGCUGAGAAGCUGAAUCUUUCUGAAACUCAGGUGAAAACGUGGUUCCAGAACAGGAGGAUGAAGAUGAAACGGGAGGUGCAGGAUAUGCGGCCUGAGUUCCUGUCGGUCCCGGCCGCUCUCCUGCCGCCUGUGUUGUUUCAGCACCCCGUCCUGAGUAGACAGCUCCCCUUCUACCCGCAGCUGCAGCCGCUCCACAGGACGAGCCUCCCCCCUCCUCUGCACCAGCACCGCACCCACCCUGUCAUCCUGCCCCCACCCUUCUACUGAACUCUUCCAACUUUCUCUCCAAAAAUUCCUGUCUAGAAUCUAGACAUGUUUCCAUUGCUCUCUUUAAAAGAGGGGUUGUGAAUAUUAUAAUUGCUUUUACAUAUUUCUGAAGCACUAUAUAAGACUAUUGAUGCUAUCUGUAUAUAUGAUUUGAAGAAUGUAAUGUAUUUUUGCAUCAAAUUU